AAAUACUGAACAAGUAUUAUUGUAUUUCAUAUCUAUAUACAUGAGUGUCUAUUUAUAUAGAAGACAUGAAGUACUGUACAUGUAUAGUACAAAUACACUACAAGUGUAGUACAAGUGUACAAAUGUAGAAUAAGUAAAUAAGGAAUACAUAAAGGAAUACACGUUAACAACCAUAAAAAUUCAAAAUUUUGAAUCAGUGCUAAUUUUCCUGGUUUAUUGCGGUUUAAUUCGGGUUUUUAAGCUCACCCCUGGUCCAUGGCUACAAAAUAUCCUCUUUCGGUUUCGUUCAUGAGAUGCUCACUUGUUGCAGUUGCUACUUCAGCUGUGAAGUUCCCUCCCUGCAGCAAUGAAGCUAAUCAUCUGAUCAGAGAGAGAAGAUGAGACCAAGCAGAGAGCCCAGAAGAAGAAGCCGUUCAUCUCCGCGCAGGGAUCGACCGGCCGACACGACCGGGUUCGAGCCAAGGCCAUCUGGGACGCGCUCACCCAGGCUCGCCGCAUCCUCAUCUUUUCUCGACACUUUCGUGUCCGAGGAUUUCCCUGCCUUGGAAGACCUCCACAUCAGCAACACUAAGACAAUCCCUAGCCCUAAUGCUAACCCUAGAAGUUUUCCUUACAGUGUAAAGCAACAGUGCUGGGAGAAAGCCGAGAAGAUCAAAGGGCGAGACCCAGAUCGUUGGAGGUUGGACGCGCUUGGGAACAUCGUGUUUCGGAAGCUCGUGGGCUGCUCCGGUUGUCUCUGUCACGAUUUUGAUCACAUUAUUCCGUACUCCAAGGGGGGCAAAAGCACACUGGAUAAUUGCCAGGUUUUACAGGCAACAGUGAAUCGAUCUAAAGGGAAUAGGACUGAGAUAUCCAAAGCAGACCUUAUUCAGAAAAGUUCUUAUUGUCGGGUUUCAGGUCGGGACAUGGAUCUCCUGGAAAUCUCAGCUUAUGGCAAUGUCCGACAUGGCCAAGACUCUGGGGGAUGCAACAUUCAAUGACCACAUUAAUCAGUGGCAAUUUGCAUGUUGUAAAGUUGACAUUGGGUUGAGAAGAGGAUGAUUUUGUUAGAUUAUCAUGACCUUGCAUACAUUGAUUACGUUCAAAUGGUCCUUUUCUUUCCAGAGCGAGGGGAAAUCAUAUGGACUUCAAAUUUGGCUGCACUGUCCUCGUAUAUAUAUAUAUUUGACAUAGGUAUUUAAAAACAAA
Messenger RNA from Malania oleifera, 1188 nucleotides. RefSeq lists its product as uncharacterized. NCBI's taxonomy places the organism in Eukaryota, Viridiplantae, Streptophyta, Magnoliopsida, Santalales, Ximeniaceae. The record is from RefSeq and is a predicted model, not a curated record. Gene Ontology annotation, molecular function: nucleic acid binding; endonuclease activity; zinc ion binding. The coding region runs from base 378 to 980 and encodes 200 amino acids. The transcript is spliced from 4 exons.